Drosophila busckii is the source of this 3115-nucleotide messenger RNA. RefSeq lists its product as uncharacterized. The coding region runs from base 94 to 3099 and encodes 1001 amino acids. The record is from RefSeq and is a predicted model, not a curated record. NCBI's taxonomy places the organism in Eukaryota, Metazoa, Arthropoda, Insecta, Diptera, Drosophilidae. The transcript is spliced from 5 exons.
CAUUGCAAAAACACACCAAACACACAACAUAACAUGUAAACGAAACCUCUAAUACUACACACUGCACAAAUCCACAGAAAAAUCCACAAAAAAAUGGCGCCCAACACAAAAGAGUUGGAGGUGCUGUAUGAAAACGAAUCAAUGUCUAGCAUGGAAGUGGAUGAAGAACAACAAGAGAAGCAUAUGCAGGUGUUGCCAUGGAAGCCUCGAGGCUUUAGUCGAUUCAAUCUCUUUUCCAACAUGUUGCGCAAUCCCAUUGUGUUCCAAAGUGAUUUCAACUUUAGUCAUUUAAAUGGAAUUCAAGUAACGCCGCCAAAACAUCGUGUCGCAUCUGGUAGUUCCAGUCGUCGACAUGACCAACAUCGUAGCAAACACAGCAGACGUGAUUCGUCGGCGCAUUCUUGCAGUGAGUGCCAUAGCGCUCCAGUUCACAGCAGCGCUUGUCCGGGUAGAAAUUCUCGGCAGGAAGCAUUUUAUGAGGACGAUAGGCGACAUAAUGAUCAUGAAUGCGAUAAGAACUGCGCGUUGUAUUUUAAGGAAAAUAAACAGAAGAAGAAGAAGCCUUGCAAUGAAGUACACGAAACCGCGUGUUGCCAAACUCGCUACUCGCGUCAUCCGCAAACGGCUAUAAGCGAUAAUUCCAUGCCUACAGAAUGCUAUGACAUCGUGCGUUCCGCUAGCAAUUAUGCUUGCAAGGGACGAGGUUCCAGUGCUGAACGUGGGCGCCAACAUUCAAACAAUCCCAAGCGACAUUCGAUAGCUCAUUCGGUAACACAUGGGGGAUCAUGCAGAGAUUGUCGACCGUCGGAUUAUUCCGAGUUCAAGGAAGCCAGAGCGCAUGCUUUACGUAAUCCUCUGGUGGUGCCCUCUUGCACCAAGCUAAGUAAAAAACCUCCUGUCUGCGACACUAGCUGCAAAAAGGACUGUCCCGGCCCCGCCCCCAGCUCUGGUCCUAGUCGCGGUUACGGUCACGCUCCAGCGCCACCACCUGUGCAUACAAGAACUAUCUGUGGGUGCAAAGGAGCUGCUCCUUCAGCACCACCAAAAGUGCGACACCGUGUAGAUCAAGACGACGACAUGUGUCAACAGCAGCGACAUCAACAGGGGGCACGCUAUGCACCAAGUUACGAUUACGCGCCGACCUGUAGUCGAAACACUUUUGAGAGAUGUCGAUCCGGAGAUACCUUAGACCAACGUAGCGUUGAGAGCUAUCCAUAUUCAGCGAAUGAGAACCGAGCGAUGUCUCCAGCACCACGUGCCAGCUACAGAGGCUCCAGCGCUCCAGAUGCAAUGGACUAUAAUGCAAUGGCCAUGCAUUGUGGAAAUCAUGGAUGCUAUGUGCCAGCAAGUUACUUCAGGUCCACGCCAGCGGGCGCAAAGCGUAAACCACGUAAUACGGGCGCCAAAAGAAAGAAUACGAGUGCUCACUUAUCAGCCAGAAGAACCAAGUCGGGUUACUCUGCCAGCAAUAUGUUUAUACCAGCGGGAUUUUAUAUGAUGCCAAGCACUGCGCUAAUGUCCUAUCACAUGCAACCACACGUGAUGCCAUUGAAAAAGCGCAGAAACCGUAAUCGUCUAGGUGGUUCCGGCGUUAGCGGCCAUCUAAAGCGAAUCCCACGACGCACGCCCUCGGGCAGAGUUUUGCUAAACUCCUAUUUAUAUAAAAUACCUUCCAACAGGCCAACUAAGCUCUAUAAGACGCGCCACAUGCCCAAGGUGAAUCCGCGUCCAACGCGACCGCUGCACAGCAUCAAAAAGUUGGAAGGCAUUCGCAUUAAACAGCGCGAGGAUCGCUGUUUGGGCGGCCAGCCACCUAGCAGCCAGCAGGCUCGAAAUGUGGUGCGCACGCGUCCUCGAGAGAGCAGCAGAGCGAGUCCAUCCAGCAGUCGCGUGCCAACGUCAACGAGAAGCGAACGCAUCCCCAUACGUUCACCAAUAACAUCACAGGGUCAGCUGGCAACCACUAAAUCCCGUCGCUCAGAGCGCACAGCAGCUCUAAGCAGCAGUCCAUCGCGCAGGGAGCAGCCACAUCGUUAUAGAAUGCCGCCACAGGAGAUGUCCAGACGUCCCAUCAUAGUGCAGGACUCGCAGCCACAAUUGGGAGCACCACCCACAAGAAGACGUUCGGGCAAUCCAAUAGAGAGCUCUAGGCGCGAGCGAGAACGUUCGCGCAAUCUAUUAGAAUCUAGGCGCGAGAGAGAACGCUCGAACAAUUACCUAGAGAGCUCCAGACGCGAGCGAGAACGCUCGAGCAAUCCAUUGGAGAGCUCCAGACGCGAGCGAGAACGUUCAAGCAAUCCCUUAGAGAGCUCCAGACGCGAGCGAGAACGUUCGCGCAAUCCCUUAGAGAGCUCUAGACGCGAGCGAGAGCCGAGCGAAUUUAAACGCGAGCAAGAGCCGAGCGAAUCUAAACGCGAGCAAGAACCGAGCGAAUCUAAACGCGAGCGAGAACGUUCAGUUGCACCAAGCGAAUCUAAACGCGAGCGAGAGUCUGCUGAAGAGCGACGCGAGCGAAAGUCACAAGCAAGAGAUAAUGAGCGCUUAUCGCAAGUGAAUUCGGAACAAUCUACGCAACGACGUAAGGAAGCAAAGCCCAGACGCUCCACACGCUCAAUGCCAGCGGCUGUGGAGAGCGAGGAGCCCAUAACGUCCACUGAAGCAGCAGCCCAGCCAGCUGCUAUGGCAGAGCCAACAGCAGCGCAAAUGGACACCUAUCUGGACAACAAUGUAUUGCCCUUCUAUCGCGGCAGUUUUCUGGCAGUGCGUGGAGCAAGCUCUCGAGCGCCUGGCGUGCAUGCAUCGCGCAUUAUGCAGCAUACGACACGUGGCUCGCUGAUACACGUGGCACAGCAAAUGCGCAACAAGCCGCCUACAGGGCUGAUGCGUCAAAUGCUGCCCAAGUGGCAUCUGCAUGGCUUUAUGGCCAACUCGCCCAUUAUGGAGAUGCGCAGUCGACGCGCCAUGCGUCGCUAUGAGAAGCGCAUGGCGCAGUAUCAGCAGCAGCAGCAACAGCAAGAACUUCAGGGUCCCAGCGGCUUUAACUGGCGCAAGUACUGCCCCAAUUGGCUGCUCAAGGGCAAGGCCACUUCAACAGUUUAGACUUUGCUAAAGUUUU